Messenger RNA from Fusarium pseudograminearum CS3096, 384 nucleotides. RefSeq lists its product as uncharacterized. The coding region runs from base 1 to 384 and encodes 127 amino acids. The record is from RefSeq and is a predicted model, not a curated record. The transcript has 8 exons. Lineage: Eukaryota; Fungi; Ascomycota; Sordariomycetes; Hypocreales; Nectriaceae.
AUGGAGAUGAACCGGCCACAUGCACAAAACCCCCAAUAUCACAUGUUAUGGGUACGCUCUAUCUUGCGAACCUAUUCCUUCCUUGCCUCUUCCCCGCCGGACCGGGAGGCCCCUCGGCUGUUAAAUGACCAAGGGUCAACUGUUCGGGAUACGUUCGUCCGGGAUACUGGAAAGACUGAUGAGCUCGUCGAUUGUAGCGGAGUCGCAGACGGCCUAAACCACACUUUACGCCUUACCGUCUUCGUCCUCGCCUGCAUGCUGGCAGACUUUCCCGGGAUGGUGGGCGUUGUGCCGGAUCUCAUGACUAUAAGCUAUAUAUAUUUAAUAAGCUAUAUUUUUAAAUUUAUUUUAUACUAUACUUAUCUCUUAAUAACCUUAUUAUAA